This is a messenger RNA of Volvox carteri f. nagariensis, 786 nucleotides long. RefSeq lists its product as uncharacterized. Lineage: Eukaryota; Viridiplantae; Chlorophyta; Chlorophyceae; Chlamydomonadales; Volvocaceae. Bases 1 to 786 code for a protein of 261 amino acids. Gene Ontology annotation, molecular function: calcium ion binding. The record is from RefSeq and is a predicted model, not a curated record. The transcript is spliced from 6 exons.
AUGCCAAAGCUUACACUUGGCUUUAAAAAGAUUCGGGAGGUCCACGCGGCAAUUAGCGGGCCGUCUGGAAAGGUUACUUGGGCCGCAUUUCGCUCCGUGUGCCACGAAAAGUUGGGGCUGGAGAAAAACUCGGAAAGUCUGCGUGAAGUGCUUUCGCUUCCUGACAUUGCGGACGGAGUGCUCGUGACGCAUCCGGACCUCAUUCUUUUAUACACGGUUAUUUCCCUGCUGGACGGCAACACCGGGCGUCACUCGUUCACUGUCCCAGAGAUUCGCGCCUGCCUCGACGUGAUGGAGAAGAGCUUCAUGUUCUUCGACUCGUCCGCGGAUGGGCGUAUCGAGCGGAAGGAGCUGGCGCACGCUAUGAAGUCCGGCACCCGGGUAUUCGGACGCAAGACCUCCAAGACCCUGGCGGAUCAACUGUUCGACCAGCUCGACUGGUCACGGGACGGUCAGAUCACGUUUAAGGAAUUCCUGGUCGGCAUGGAACGCAUCAUCAUGGAGACAGCGGGGCACGAGGAGGACGAGGACGAGCUUGGGCAGGACGAGGGGGAUUGCGAGGACGCGGAUAUGGACUUCAUUGAGGAUGAGAUGAAGCCGUUUGAGGUCCCCCAGGCUCCACCACCACCACCACCACCACAGCCACCGGCGGCACCCUUAACGCCGUUACCACCGCCGCCGCAGCGGCAACAGACGGCCGAUCAGACCGCGCUGCGCAAGGGCAGCAGGCUUGGCUUGUUCUCGAGGGCGCCCGGGCAUCACCCAGCGUUCCUAGAUCCCCCUUGA